Candidozyma auris is the source of this 492-nucleotide messenger RNA. RefSeq names its product E2 ubiquitin-conjugating protein RAD6 (gene RAD6). Lineage: Eukaryota; Fungi; Ascomycota; Pichiomycetes; Serinales; Metschnikowiaceae. Gene Ontology annotation, cellular component: HULC complex. Gene Ontology annotation, biological process: protein polyubiquitination; DNA repair; proteasome-mediated ubiquitin-dependent protein catabolic process. The record is from RefSeq and is a predicted model, not a curated record. The coding region runs from base 1 to 492 and encodes 163 amino acids. Gene Ontology annotation, molecular function: ubiquitin conjugating enzyme activity. The transcript has a single exon.
AUGUCCACCCCGGCAAAAAGAAGAUUAAUGCGUGAUUUUAAAAGAAUGCAGCUGGACGCCCCCUCGGGCGUGUCGGCCUCACCGCUCCCGGACAACGUGAUGUCGUGGAAUGCCGUCAUCAUAGGACCGGCAGAGACACCUUUCGAAGACGGCACGUUCAAGUUGGUGCUACAGUUUGACGAGCAGUACCCAAAUAAGCCUCCUUCGGUCAAGUUCAUGAGUGAAAUGUUCCAUCCAAACGUGUAUGCCAGUGGAGAGUUGUGUCUAGAUAUCUUGCAGAACAGGUGGUCACCUACGUAUGAUGUUUCUAGUAUUUUGACGUCGAUCCAGUCUUUGCUUAACGAUCCGAACAUUUCAUCGCCGGCGAACGUGGAGGCUGCCAACUUGUAUAAGGACCACCGGUCGCAGUAUAUCAAGAGAGUGAGAGAGGUUGUGGAGAAGAGCUGGGACGAGGAUGAUGACGACGACGAGGACGAUAGUGACGAAGAGUGA